Actinia tenebrosa (Australian red waratah sea anemone) is the source of this 1221-nucleotide messenger RNA. Its product is annotated as bone morphogenetic protein 1 homolog. The record is from RefSeq and is a predicted model, not a curated record. Lineage: Eukaryota; Metazoa; Cnidaria; Anthozoa; Actiniaria; Actiniidae.
AGUUCCAGCUAUUUAGUCAUUUCUACGCUGAAUUUUAACUAUUUUCCAAACUCAACACCUAAAUUUAAUACUUAACAAUCUCCUCGCUUCAAAAUUUUAAGCGAAGGUCUUAUUUUCGUAUUUUUUUGGACAGAAAUCAUUACAAGACUGAAGUUUGCUGAAACAAUUUCAAAAUGUCGAUAUUGUUCUUCAACAUAUUGUACUUCUUUCUCGUUUGCUCUCUCCUUGAAGGAGCUCAUUCGUCUAUAAAAACAUUUAAUGGUAUCAGUGGAAGGUUCUCCUCGGAGAAAGAAAGCAAUGGUUUUUAUCCGAAUAAUUUUUCAAUGGAAUACAGAAUACAAGUUCCCAGUGGAAGAAGAGCAAUGCUAUCGUUCAAAAAUUUUAGUAUUUUGGGUUCCAUGCCGAAUUGUUCUGAAGAUUAUGUGGAAAUAUCUUUAGGGUGUCAAAAUAUAAGAUCCAUUGGAAAGUACUGCUCUUGUGGCCUCAUCACUCCAUUACCUUUUGAUUUCUACUCCAUUGAUGAGUGUAUGACUCUAACCUUCAAAUCUGAUGUUAAAUAUGCCGCUCAAGGGUUUGUUGCUGAAUACUCAUCAGAUCUCAAAAACCAGCCAGUCAGUAACAAGGAUACUUGCACAGCGAUAAGUAACCAACACAACAGUAGUGUAUCCAAUAUUUUUACUCCUCUGUGGCCUAAUAACUACCCAACCAAGACCAGUUGUUCAUGGAAUUUUGAAAAUCCUGUCAACUAUAGCAUCAUCAUUCAAUUCAUGGACUUUGAGAUUGAGAGGACAGUUUUUUGUGAUCCAAAUGAAGAAAAAGAUGAUAGGGUUAUGAUCAAAGCAUCCAGAAAGUUUGUUUCCGGUCCUUUUGAAAUCGUCAAUAAAAGGAUUUGUUCUCUAAUGAACGAUGUGGAUAAGAGAAAAAUAUUCAGAGUAAUUGUUCCUGAUAUCUACAGAAAAAUUGCUGUCAAUUUCAUUAAUGAUGCGGACAGCCACACAGCGACUGGGUUCACUGCUGGGAUGAUAUCAUACAAGUCAGAUCCACCUGAUACACAAAGUUGUCGGGUCCGCCUCGUUCCACCUAGACCACCUACUCCAUCCAUGUCACCAAACAUGCUGCUAUCAUCAGCAAACCUUCUGCUCUUUGCUACUUUCUAUUUUGCUUUCUGUUUUACUUUAAAGCCUUGUACAUGUGUUUUUGAGUAAAUUAUUUGUCCUGCUA